Messenger RNA from Penicillium oxalicum, 1347 nucleotides. RefSeq lists its product as uncharacterized. The record is from RefSeq and is a predicted model, not a curated record. NCBI's taxonomy places the organism in Eukaryota, Fungi, Ascomycota, Eurotiomycetes, Eurotiales, Aspergillaceae. Bases 1 to 1347 code for a protein of 448 amino acids. The transcript is spliced from 3 exons.
AUGCGCACCAUUCAGUCUUACGAUGACGUUGCUUGGUCGAUAAGCACGCAGAUCUGGGAAAACUGGCCGGAACUGCUCUGCGCCGAUGGUGACAUCUACAAUGACAUUGGAGUCAUUCUCUCUAAAGAGUUCAAACCCCUCAAAUGGGCCGUCUUCGGAUACCUGAGCACAGGUGCUGUUAAUACCUGCUUCAAGAUGGAAUUCACUAACGGUUAUGGCGCUGUGAUCCGAUUCCCACUACCAGGUGCUGUCAUGUUCCCUGUGGACAAAGUUCGCAAUGAAGUUUCCACCAUGCGAUAUGUGCUGGAGAAAACCUCUGACAAAAUCCCAAUCUUGGUGCCUUCUGUCGUUCGAUGGAUAAGCACAAAAGAGAGUCCUUCGGAGCUGGGACCUUUUAUCAUUAUGAACUAUAUCCAUCACACGAGGACGAUGACUGAUCUCCUGGAGAGGCCAGGACGUCCAGGUGGACAACAGCCAGUUCUCAAUCCGGACCUCGACGCGGGCAAACUUGAAGCUCUAUAUGGCAAGUUGUGCAAGACAUGGGAUGUCUUGCAUCGACCUUUAUCCUACUCUAUGAACGAAAUUGUGCAACUAGGGACCUUACCCCGAUCAAAAAUACGAACCACAACGUACACAAAAGCGUCAUCAUACUUUGAAGCUCUGGCAGAACUACACCUCCAACACCUCCAAAGCCAGAGAAACGAGGCGAACAUCCUGCCAGAUCUCAGCACCGAGGUCUUAGCAGACGACUUCCGGCGCAAGUUCGUGGCUAGGUUUCUCUUUCGGAAAAUGAUUCAAGACCAAAAACAACGAAAUCAAUGGGUUUUCCAUGAUAACGGGCCCUUUCCAAUCUGGUGUGACAAUUUCCGACCCGAAAACGUCCUCGUUGAGGACACUGAAGCCGUCACUGGAGUAGUCAAUUGGGAAAAGCCGGAAAAUUGGCCUGAAGGUCUCGAUGACUGGUGCAUCGAGUAUGAAAAAGCGCUGCGGGUCUUUCUGGCAGCAAUGCGGAAAUGUGAGGACGAAGCUUUGCAGGAGAAGCUACUUGUGGAAGAGCAGCGGCUAUCAAGUCGGAUGUGGGAGAGUUGGGAAAGUGGAGAUUUUUGGAUCAUGUAUGCUGCGAGGAACAAUUUCGCCUUUGAUGUGGUGUAUUGGAGGAAGAUUGAUCAGCGGUUCUUUGGGCCGGGGAUAGGCAAGGAUGGGGAUUUGUCUGAUGUGUGGAGGAAGAGACUUGACCUUUUGCAGCCUGGAGAGAAGGCGCUUAUGGAGAAAUGUGUGGAUUUGAAGGUGAAGGAUAGGGAUACACGGCCUUUGACAUGGGAUCCGGAUGAGUAUACUGUGGAGUAG